This is a messenger RNA of Amoebophrya sp. A25, 767 nucleotides long. NCBI's taxonomy places the organism in Eukaryota, Dinophyceae, Syndiniales, Amoebophryaceae. The record is from the annotation of a GenBank genome assembly.
GUUCUCCUGAAGGAAGGGAAGUUUCGAUCCAUUUGAUUAAGGCUUAUUGAAAUUGAUGUUCACGGAAGAUGGAGCAGAUCAAAACUCCCAAAGUCAUUGGAACUCAUGAUUAUUAUAAGUCAUGAGUGUGCGCCGACUCUAAUUUCGACUAGUAGAAGUGCUCCUAAUCGUCCUAGAUCUACUCCUACCACUACGACUACUACAAAAAGUUUUGACUAUUUGCACUCCUACUCCGACUCAUCUAAUUUCGCCUCUGGACCCUGGACUCAUUUUCAAGCGUUUGCCGUGGAACUGGCUAGGGAAGUGGGCAUCGAUGAUCCUGACUCGCUGAAAAUUGAUUUUCCCACGACGCAUGUGACAACAAGUGGGGCAUUUUCAACAGGUGACAGCCACAGGCCAACACUGACGCUGUGCCCGAUCGUUGCGGAGGACGCGAGCAGACAGCUUUUUGAUGGGAAUACUCCUCUUGAGGUCAACACAGCGAGUGGUGCUGUUUCCUGCACCUUCACGACUAUUCCUGACUGUUAAGGCUCAAUAGACUUCAUUUCUAAGAGUCAUUUCUCGCAGAUUGAUUCCUUCUUAGGACAAUUCGGCGGAUAAAUGAAGGGAACAAGAAACGAAGUGUUUUGAGCUUCUCUAAGAGGAGACGGUUUCGGCAUUCAACACGUUCAAGAAGUAUCGUUUUAUUACUCAAGAAGUGGCUGACCUCUUGUGGGCUGGACACAUUGAAGAGCCUCGGCUGAUUUUUUCGAUAUUGCAGUAUGAAC